This is a messenger RNA of Acytostelium subglobosum LB1, 828 nucleotides long. RefSeq lists its product as hypothetical. The annotation marks the transcript as partial. Lineage: Eukaryota; Evosea; Eumycetozoa; Acytosteliales; Acytosteliaceae. The record is from RefSeq and is a predicted model, not a curated record. The transcript has a single exon.
UUGUCAAUGCUAUGUUUCAGCCAACCACUACAAGCUGGACACAUACCACAAUCAGUGACACAUUUGUCAAUGAAUAAUUUCAACCAGCCACUCAAAGUUGGACAUAUACCACAAUCAGUAACACAAUUAUCAAUGGACAGUUUCAACCAACCACUCCAAGUUGGACACAUACCACAAUCAGUGACACAACUGUCACUUUGUGAAUUCGAUCAACCACUUCAAGUCGGACAUUUUCCACCGUCAGUGAUACAUCUGGAAUUGAUACUUUUCAAUCAUCCUCUCCAAGUUGGACACAUGCCACAAUAUGUUUCAAGUUUAACUUUUGGCAGAGAGUUCAAUCAACUUCUCAAAACAGAGUACAUUCCAUCAGUUAGAUCACUGUCUAUUCAAUGCCCGCAAUUUUCUCCCGAGAAUAUCAGUUUGCUUGGACACAGCUAUCUCAAUGAGCUUAGUAUUGUCCACGUAGCUACAAAAAGCAAUUGUAAAUCUGUUGRGCCAUCCUCACUAUUACACCAGGAGACUAUUUCUCAUCUUUCAAAGAUGAAUACUCUUUUGCACUUAAUCAUCAAGAUUAAGCCGAGAAAGUAUCUCAAAGGAAUAGAUGGUGGGAUGCCAUUCUCUAUUUUGUAUUCAUUGCUCAAGUUUAUUCCAACAAUCACUCUACAAUUCUGCCAUGAGUAUAGUGAUGCCUUUAACUUUGAAAUCAUUUGGAGACUGGUCGACGACAAAACAGCACUACUAGUCCCUAUAUCGGACGCAGAUGAUAAUGGAGUUGUACUAUUUUGGAAGUUUGCAACACACAAGCCUGGGCCGGUCACCACAUUCAAA